Molecule: messenger RNA, 510 nt
Organism: Lactuca sativa (garden lettuce)
Lineage: Eukaryota; Viridiplantae; Streptophyta; Magnoliopsida; Asterales; Asteraceae
Molecular function (GO): nucleic acid binding; zinc ion binding
Source: RefSeq, a predicted model, not a curated record
AUGUUGGAGAAAACAUACUCCACAUUUCAUGCAACAAACAUUACCUUAAUGCAACAAUAUCGGUUGCAAAAGCUCACAAAAUAUUCCGAACUGAAUGCAUGCCUACUUGUUGCAGAGCAAAAUAAUGAGCUCUUGAUGAAAAACCAUGAAUCUCUUCCAAUGGGAUCAGUAGCACUUCCUGAAGCAAAUGCUACAUAUACUGAUGGUUAUCAAAACAAUACAAAAGGAAAUAAUUGUGGUCGUGGACAAAAAAGGAAUAAUUACCAUACACAAGAAAAGGCCAAAGUAGCAAGGCAUGAUGUUGGGACAUCAGAAAAAUCUAAUGGUUCAUGUUAUAGAUGUGGUCGCACAGGACAUUGGUCAAGGACUUGUCGCACACCUGCGCAUCUUUGUCAACUUUAUCGAGAGUCCAUUAAAGGAAAAGGAAAAGAAGCAAACCUCAUUGAUAAUGUUGAACGCACUCCGCUAAUUGUUGCUGAUUUCUGCAAUGACAUGGAAGAUAUAAACUAA